AUGUGGAACCAAGCUAGUUUCAGUGUGGAGUUAGUAGAGAAGGGGGAGCAAUACAUUCUCACUCGAAUUACUUUCCAUAAUAAGAAACCAUUCCUGUUCUCGGCCAUCUAUGCUAAUCCUAGAUUGGAGAAAAGAAAGGAGCUUUGGGAUACUGUCAGGAGACAACAUGCAAUGAUCCAGGAGCCCUGGAUGCUUGCAGGGGAUUUUAAUGACAUAGUAUCGACAGAGGAGAAAAGAGGAGGUGCCCCUGUGGACCUCAAUGUGUGUGCUACUUUUGGUUCUGUUCUGGAUAACUGUCAACUUCUGGAUUUGGGAUAUUCUGGUCCUCUUUUUACUUGGAAAGGCCCGAAGUUUCAGCACCUGGAUCGAGUUUUUAAAAGAUUAGAUAGGGUUGUGGCUAAUGCCCAAUGGAGGAUGGCCUUUGAUGAAGCAGUUGCUCAUGUGAUACCUCGUGUUUAUUCUGAUCACUGUCCCAUCAUUCUCAGCUUAGAUAAAGAUAUUUUUGGUUGA
Gastrolobium bilobum is the source of this 510-nucleotide messenger RNA. RefSeq lists its product as uncharacterized. NCBI's taxonomy places the organism in Eukaryota, Viridiplantae, Streptophyta, Magnoliopsida, Fabales, Fabaceae. The record is from RefSeq and is a predicted model, not a curated record. Gene Ontology annotation, molecular function: catalytic activity. The coding region runs from base 1 to 510 and encodes 169 amino acids. The transcript has a single exon.